UCUCAGAGGAGCAACAGCUUGGAGUUGGUCGGAGUGGACUUGGAUUCCUGUGCAGGGCAGAGAGCUUCACCCAGGGGUGCCACCCUCACCCUCACCCCCUGCACCUGUGGAGCUGCAGCCCGGACCCGGACAGCACCCUGCCUGCCUGUCUGCGGGCGCAGCGCCGGUCCGGCCCCCGCAGAGACGCGCAGGGAGGCGGCAGAGAGCUGGACUAGUCCGCCCUGGAGGAGCUCAGACCCGGCUGGAUGCGGCGCUGCGCGGCGAGGGGUUGGUCCGGGAGGACCCGGGCUGGACGGGGCUGAGAGCCGCCGUGGCCCCGGCAGGAGUGGCCCCCAGGAGCCCCCAGGAGCCGUCAGGAGCCGGAACCCUAACCCCCCUGUACCCCCCCAGACCCUCCUGCAGCCCGGAGACAUGAGCGCCUGCAGACGGACACAAAGCUCUGCUGCAGAUCUCCGUGAUUGAGUCUCCAUCCAUCCCUCCUUGCAUCCGUCCAUCUGUCCGUCCGUCUGUCCGAGGGUCCAGUCCGCACACCUUUCUUCAUGCACGCGCCUGGUUCCUGACAAUGGAUUACCUGCUGUGUGUGUGCAGCGUGCUCGUCCCCGCGGUGCUGGCGGUGGAAGAAACCCUCAUGGACAGUCGGUGGGCUACCACAGAGCUGGCUUGGAUGACAUUUCCAGAAAGUGGGUGGGAGGAGGUGAGCGGCUACGACGACUUCACCAGCCCCAUCCGGACCUACCAGGUGUGCAACGUGCGCGAGCCCAACCAGAACAACUGGCUGCGGACGGACUUCAUCCCGCGCCGGGGCGUGCUGCGCGUCUACGUGGAGCUCAAGUUCUCGGUGCGCGACUGCGCCAGCAUCCCCAACAUCCCGGGCUCCUGCAAGGAGACCUUCAACCUGUUCUACUACGAGUCGGAGGGCGACACGGCGACGGACAGCAGCCCGCUGUGGAGGGAGAACCCGUACGUGAAGGUGGACACCAUCGCCCCGGACGAGAGCUUCUCCCUGCUGGAGGUGGGCCGCAUCAACACCAAGAUCCGCAGCUUCGGCCCGCUCUCCAAGGCCGGCUUCUACCUGGCCUUCCAGGACCUGGGCGCCUGCAUGUCCCUCAUCUCGGUGCGGGUCUUCUUCAAGAAGUGCUCCACCACCAUCGCCAACUUCGCCGUGUUCCCGGAGACGGCCACGGGCGCCGAGGCCACGUCGCUGGUCAUCGCGCCGGGCUCCUGCGUCAACAACGCCAUGGAGCUGUCCGUGCCGCUCAAGCUGUACUGCAACGGCGACGGCGAGUGGAUGGUGCCGGUGGGCUCGUGCACCUGCGUGGCCGGCUACGAGCCGUCCGGGGACAGCACCCAGUGCCAGGCCUGCCUCAGCGGGACCUUCAAGUCCAAGUUCGGAGAGGACUCGUGCGCUCCCUGCCCGCCCAACAGCCGCACCAGCGCGCAGGGAGCCGGCGUCUGCCCCUGCCUGGGGGGCUUCUACCGCGCUGACAGCGACCCCCCGGAGUCCUCCUGCACCUCGAUCCCCUCAGCGCCACGCAACGUCAUAUCCAGCGUGAACGAGACCUCCCUGUCCCUGGAGUGGGACGAGCCGGAGGACUCGGGCGGCCGGAGCGACCUGGCCUACAGCGUGGUGUGUAAGAAGUGCCUGCGCGACAGCAGCCCGUGCACGCGCUGCAACGAGAACGUGGACAUCGCGCCGCGGCGGGUGGGGCUGCAGCAGCGGAAGGUGGUGGUGAGGAACCUGCAGGCGCACACCCGCUACAGCUUCGAGGUGCAGGCCGUCAACGGGGUCUCGGGGAAAAACCCCAGCACCCCCAGCUACUCCACGGUCAACAUCACCACCAACCAGGCCGCACCUUCAGCUGUGCCCACUGUUCAUCUGAUGCGCUCCACCUCCGACGCGCUCAGCCUGUCCUGGCUGCCUCCCGAGAACCCCAACGGGGUCAUCCUCGACUACGAGAUCAAGUACCAGGAGAGAGGCCAGCCCAUGUCCCACACGGUGACGUCGCAGCACAGCUCUGCCCGGGUGGAGGGCCUGAGGGCGGACACGCCCUACGUGGUGCAGGUCCGGGCGCGCACCGUGGCCGGAUACGGCCGCUACAGCAACCCCAUCGACUUCAGCACCAGCCUGCACAGUGACCCCCAGAAGUCGGUGCAGGACCAGCUUCCUCUCAUCAUCGGCUCGGCGUCGGCGGGUCUGGUGGUCAUCGUUGCCCUGGUGGUUAUCGCCAUCGUCUGCCUCAAGAAGCAGCGCAGCGGGUCAGAGCUGGAGUACACGGAGAAGCUGCAGCAGUACAUUUCUCCAGGUGUCAAAGUGUACAUCGACCCUUUCACCUACGAGGACCCCAACGACGCCAUCCACGAGUUCGCCAAGGAGAUAGACAUCUCCUGCGUGAAGAUAGAAGAAGUCAUCGGUGCAGGGGAGUUUGGCGAGGUGUGCCGCGGCCGCCUCAAGCAGCCGGGCCGCAGGGAGAUGGUGGUGGCCAUCAAGACGCUGAAGGCGGGCUACACGGAGCGGCAGCGCCGCGACUUCCUGGGCGAGGCCUCCAUCAUGGGCCAGUUCGACCACCCCAAUGUCAUCCGGCUGGAGGGCGUGCUGACGCGCAGCUGCCCCGUCCUCAUCAUCACCGAGUUCAUGGAGAACGGCGCGCUGGACUCCUUCCUCCGGCUGAACGACGGGCGCUUCACCAUGACGCAGCUGGUGGGGAUGCUGCGCGGCAUCGCCGCCGGGAUGAAGUACCUGUCGGACAUGAACUACGUCCACAGAGACCUGGCCGCCCGCAACAUCCUGGUCAACAGCAACCUGGUCUGCAAGGUCUCCGACUUCGGGCUCUCGCGCUUCCUGGACGACACGUCUGCUGACCCCACCUACACCAGCUCUCUGGGAGGGAAGAUUCCCAUCCGGUGGACGGCGCCGGAGGCCAUCGCCUUCAGGAAGUUCACCACGGCCAGCGACGCGUGGAGCUACGGCAUCGUCAUGUGGGAGGUGGUGUCCUACGGGGAGAGGCCCUACUGGGACAUGAGCAACCAGGAUGUGAUGACGGCAGUGGAGCAGGACUACCGGCUGCCCCCCCCCAUGGACUGCCCCAUGGUGCUGCACCAGCUGAUGCUGGAGUGCUGGAUGAAGGAGAGGAACCUGAGGCCCAAGUUCUCCCGCAUCGUCAGCACCCUGGACAAGCUGCUCCGCAACGCCGCCAGCCUCAAGGUGGUGACCAGCACCUACUCAGGGGACCUGCUGCGGCUGGGAGGAACGCUGCCGGGACACAACAGCAAGGCCCCCGACGACAGUCAGGACAUCAUCCGGCAACAGAUGAGCCAAACCCUCCCCAUCCGAGUGUGAACUGACAGACCGAAAGGAUGUAAGAAUGAACAAAAAAAAAAGAAAAAACUACCUACCGUAGAAACUCUGACGCAAGAGAGAAUGAUGUAAAAUACAGAAGAAGACGGUCCGGCUGUGCAGCGGACGUGGACGGCUCUGGACGCCUCCUUCUCACUGGAGACUUAAUGUCUGUAUAAAAAAAGAAGUUGCCAUUGCAGUGUGUGUGUUCAUUACUUGACACUUGUGGAUUUGUGACUGUUGACAUGAAGCCAGACUUCUUAUUGCUCCCUCUCAGGUUGUGUUUGCAUGCCUGCAUGUUUCUUUUCUGCCGGUUGGGGACUCGUCUCUCCUCUUAUUUCCCCCCCGAACACUGAGGAAGGUUGAACUCAGAGAUGAUUCAGUGCCAAGAUGAGGCAAACACUUGCUCUCAACUAACUCCCAAGACAGCGCCACCUCUGUAUUCAUUCAGUUUUCUGUUUUUUUUUGUUUUUUUUUUUCAACCCAACCAAAUGUUUUGUUUGAGUCCUUUUUAUUUUUUAUUUUUUUUUGGAGAAAAGAGUAAAAAAAAAAAAAAGAAGUUUCAUCUGCUUCCUCUUAAAGAACGUCUUCCACAUGUACCGGGAGAUAUACGUGUUACAGAUCUGUACAAAGCAUCCGAGUCUUCACGGCCCGCCCAGGGCGGGCAGCCAACACUGUGCGGGACACGUCAUGUGCAUGCCAAAGUGGAAACUCCUUCUUGUUGCUUCGGUGGCAUUUUUGCAGUAACGGCUCCAAAGCCGACGUUUUUUCUCAAUCUUAUUUGAUUCGCUUUGAUUUGAAUGCUAAAUUAUUAUCCGUUAAUGCAAAAGGAGGUUGUUUUUUCUGUGCGUGUGUGUGUGCGUGUGUGUGUUUUUUAAACCAAGGCUUAACUUUUAUAUUACAAUGCUUGUUUUUUUUGUUUUUUUUUUAUCAUGUUUUAGGAAACCAGACAGACACGAAUGAGUGAAUUAAAGAAAAGUUCAGCUCAGACGGACUAAUUACCUUUAAGAACACGGAUCAGACUGUGUUGCUAUCGCCAUACAGGGUUUUUUUUUGCAUUUUUUGUUUUGUGCUUUUUCUCGGAGGCGAAGGCCGCCGGCAGCAGAGCUGGCCGCGUCAGCGGGAAUGUGAAAGGUCCGUGUACUUCACGGCCAUCCGUUUUUUGUUUUGAAAUGACAAAAUAAAAAUAGAGAA
Cololabis saira (Pacific saury) is the source of this 4528-nucleotide messenger RNA. RefSeq names its product eph receptor B3a (gene ephb3a). Gene Ontology annotation, biological process: protein phosphorylation; axon guidance; cell surface receptor protein tyrosine kinase signaling pathway. The transcript is spliced from 15 exons. Gene Ontology annotation, cellular component: neuron projection; plasma membrane. Lineage: Eukaryota; Metazoa; Chordata; Actinopteri; Beloniformes; Belonidae. Gene Ontology annotation, molecular function: ATP binding; protein binding; transmembrane-ephrin receptor activity. The record is from RefSeq and is a predicted model, not a curated record. Bases 563 to 3337 code for a protein of 924 amino acids.